Diospyros lotus (date-plum) is the source of this 5869-nucleotide messenger RNA. RefSeq names its product sister chromatid cohesion protein SCC2. Gene Ontology annotation, molecular function: chromatin binding. The coding region runs from base 195 to 5537 and encodes 1780 amino acids. Gene Ontology annotation, cellular component: Scc2-Scc4 cohesin loading complex. Gene Ontology annotation, biological process: establishment of protein localization to chromatin; regulation of gene expression; establishment of mitotic sister chromatid cohesion. Lineage: Eukaryota; Viridiplantae; Streptophyta; Magnoliopsida; Ericales; Ebenaceae. The record is from RefSeq and is a predicted model, not a curated record. The transcript is spliced from 28 exons.
CUUUCCCCGCCAUUUGCUUCUCUCGUCUCCCCCCUUUCUCUCUCUAGGGCUCGCCUCGUACCCACAGCAGUCAACCAUUUUCGUUCACUAAAACCCUAAUUCACGCUACAUACACUUCAAUUCCUGUCUUUGAAGUGUCAAUGAGCGUCGGUAGAUGCUUGUACACCGUGUAUCGCUGUAUUUUUGGUUGAUCAAUGUCGAAUUCCGGCGUUGGAGCUCCCAAGGGCAUCAGCCUUUCGAACACAGUCCAUUCCGAAGUCGCACCGUGCUUGCCGCUGCCUUCGCUUCCCGUGUUUUGCGGAGAUUUUGACCAGGAGCUCCGGCUGUUCGACGAGCAGAGCAGUGCCAGGUCGUUGAAUCGGACUGAGGUGCUCAAUCAGGCCAGCAAGAUUGCUGAUCUCCUCGCAGCAACCGACGUUUCUUACUUGAAUCUUAGAGCUCAAGCAACUCGCCUUCCCUAUGGCUGUUUGGAGCAUCUAGAUCUUUAUGAUGAAGUUAUUCGAUGCAAUUCUGAAGCAUUUGAAUAUGCUUCACCAGGUCCUAUUAAGGAGCAAAUUUAUAGCACUACAGCUUCUGAGAAAAAGCCUUUUGAUCAAAGUAUACCUAUUGUCAGUCAACAGAAAAGAGACCUUGGAGGAGCUCAUGGUCAUCAACCUGACAAUGUUCUUGCUAAUGAUACAUUUACAUCUUCUUCCAGAAAACCAAAAGUAAAGAAGAAAGGACCUGAUGAACAAUCAUCAUCAACUGCUCCAGAUCCAAGCAAGCUUCAGGAUGCUGCCAUACAAGGUUUCUGUGAGUCCUUGGAGGAGUUUUGUGGCAGAGCAGAAGUUCCUAGUUAUGACCAGGAUGUUACUGCAGAAUGGUUACAAUUGCCUGUUUCUGAUCUUAGAAUGCUUGUAAAUGAGAUUGUAUCUAUCCGAGCAAAGAAAGUCCUACAUUUGGUUCCUGUUGAUGUCCUUGUGAGACUGUUGAGGGUUUUAGAUCAUCAGAUUCAUCGUGCAGAAGGUUUAUCAAUUAAUGAAUGUGAACAUUCAGAUUCAGAUGUAGUGUCCUCAGUUUCUGGUGCUCUGGAAUCCAUUCAUGCUGCUCUAGCCAUAAUGUCUCAAAGUGACAUGCCGAAGCAGCUAUAUAAAGAAGAGAUUAUUGAAAGAAUUUUGGAGUUCUCCAGGCGCCAAAUUGGGGACAUUAUGUCAGCUUGUGAUCCUGCAUAUCGUGCUUUGCACAAACCUGUUGAUAAUGGGACUCUUGAAGGUGAAGAGGAUGAGGAGUUUGAUGCUGAUUUUGGUUCUGCAAGCAAGAGAAGGCGUACUUUUAGGACUACAAAAGUCAAGAAAUCAUCAAUGAACAAGGUCUCCUCUGCUGUGAACACUAUACUUCAGAAACUAUGCACCAUUCUUGGUUUUCUCAAGGAUUUGUUAACAAUAGAGCGGCUAUCAGAUAGUUGCAUUCUGCAAUUGCUGAAGACAAGCUUCUCAACUUUAUUGGUAGAUAAUAUCCAGCUCUUGCAACUGAAAGCUAUCAGUUUAAUUACUAGGAUUUUUUACAAAUACACCCAGCAUCGGACUUAUGUGAUAGAUGAAAUCCUUCAGCUGCUUUUGAAGUUGCCAAACUCAAGGCGAGUACCAAGAACUUAUCAUCUCCCUGAUGAGGAACAGAGGCAGAUUCAGAUGGCCACUGGGUUGCUCAUUCAAUUGGUUCACUCUUCUGCAAAUCUUCCUGAGGCUUUGAGUGAAACAUCAAAUGGAAAUACUAUUUUUGAGGUCUCACUUGAUGUCAGUUACCCUAUUAAAUGCCAUGAGGCUGUGACUGAAACAUGCUGCCUUUUCUGGAGUCGAGUCCUUCAGCGACUUGCAAGUAUAAAAACUCAGGAUGCUUCUGAAUUGAAGGCACUGAUGGAAAAUCUUGUUAUGGAUUUGCUUACAACAUUGCAUCUCCCUGAAUAUCCUGCUUCCGCACCCAUUCUGGAGGUUUUCUGUGUCUUACUACUCCAGAAUGCUGGGCUCAAGUCAAAAGAUAUUCAUGCACGUUCUAUGGCCAUCGAUCUCCUUGGUACUAUUGCUGCAAGGUUGAAACAUGAUUCUGUACUUUACAGGGGGGAAAAAUUUUGGAUAGUGCAGGAGUUGGUUUCUCAAGAUAAUGCUGAAUGCAGUCACCCAAAUGAUGCAUGUGCCAUAUGUACUGAUGGAAGGGUUGGAAAACCAUUGUUUUUAUGUCAAGGUUGUCAAAGAUUAUUUCAUGCAGAUUGCAUGGGAGUUAGAGAACAUGAAGCUCCUAACCGUGGAUGGUACUGUCAGUUCUGUCACUGCAAGAAACAACUAAUUGUUUUACAGUCAUACUGCAAAUCCCAUUGCAAUGAUGGCAGCACAAAAAACAAUAGCGUGUCAGAAAAAUCUUCUGCACAUACUGAUUCAAUUGUGAGCGUAGAGAUUGUUCAGCAGAUGCUUUUGAAUUACCUCCAGGAUGGUGCUUCUGCUGAUGAUGUGCAUCUAUUUACGCGCUGGUUCUAUCUUUGCCUAUGGUACAAAGAUGAUCCAGACUAUCAGCAGAAACUCUACUACUACCUUGCAAGACUGAAAUCAAAAGCCAUUGUGCGCAACUCUGGGAUUAAUUCCUCGUUAUUGACUAGGGAUUCAGUCAAAAAGAUAGCUUUAGCUUUGGGACAAAAUAAUUCCUUCUCCCGAGGAUUUGAUAAGAUUCUUCAUGUGCUUCUGGCAAGUUUAAGGGAGAAUUCUCCUGUGAUUCGUGCCAAGGCAUUACGAGCGGUUAGUAUCAUAAUAGAAGCUGAUCCAGAGGUUUUACGUGAUAAACUUGUCCAAACAGCUGUUGAAGGAAGGUUUUGUGACUCUGCAAUCUCUGUCAGAGAAGCAGCAUUGGAAAUUGUUGGUCGGCAUAUUGCAUCUCAUCCGGAUGUUGGUUUGCAGUAUUUUGAGAAGGUGGCUGAGAGAAUAAAAGAUACUGGAGUUAGUGUCCGAAAACGAGCUAUCAAAAUCAUAAGAGAGAUGUGCAUGUCAAGUUCCAACUUCUCAGAAUUUUCGAGGGCCUGCAUUGAGAUUAUUUCCCGUGUUAGUGAUGAUGAAUCCAGUAUUCAGGAUCUUGUCUGCAAGACCAUUUAUGAAUUCUGGUUUGAGGAACCUUCUGGUGUGCAGAGUCAUGGUUUUGGAGGCAGUAGCUCUGUUCCACUGGAAGUUGCCAAGAAAACUGAACAGAUCGUUGAGAUGUUAAGGAGGAUGCCAAAUCAUCAGCUUCUUGUUGCCAUCAUUAAACGUAACUUAGCCCUUGAUUUUUUACCACAAUCUGCUAAAGCUGUUGGCAUCAACCCCCUCUCUCUUGCAUCUGUACGCCGGCGUUGUGAAUUAAUGUGCAAGUUCUUGCUGGAGAGGAUAUUGGAGGUUGAGGAAAUGAAUAACGAGGAAGUGGAGGUGCGCACACUUCCAUAUGUGCUCCUCCUACAUGCAUUUUGUGUUGUGGAUCCCACACUCUGUGCUCCAGCUUCAGAUCCUUCACAAUUUGUGAUCACUUUGCAGCCAUAUUUAAAGAGCCAGGCUGACAAUCGAGUGGUGGCACAAUUACUAGAGAGUAUAAUAUUUGUAAUUGAUUCAGUUUUGCCCUUGAUCCGAAAGCUACCUCCGAAUGUUGUGGAAGAACUUGAACAAGAUCUGAAGCAAAUGAUCGUUCGGCAUUCUUUCUUGACAGUUGUUCAUGCCUGUAUCAAGUGCUUGUGUUCUGUCAGCAAAGUGGCGGGGAAAGGUUCAGCUGUAGUUGAAUAUCUUGUUCAGGUUUUUUUCAAACGUUUGGAUGCCUUGGGAUUCGACAACAAGCUGCAAGUGGGGCGGUCCCUUUUCUGUCUUGGGUUGCUUAUUCGUUAUGGAAACUCUUUACUGAGUACAGCCUCCUCCAAUAACAGAAAUAUAGAUGUAAAGAACAGCCUCAAUUUGUUCAAAAAAUAUCUUCAGGCAGAAGAUUUUGUCAUCAAAGUCAGAUCUUUGCAGGCAUUAGGUUAUGUUUUAAUUGCUAGGCCUGAAUAUAUGUUGGAAAAGGAUGUUGGGAAAAUUUUGGAGGCUACACUCUCUUCCAAUACUGACACGCGCCUUAAGAUUCAAGCAUUGCAAAAUAUUUAUGAGUAUCUUCUUGAUGCUGAAAGUCAAAUGGGAACAGAUAAAGCCAGUAAUAAUGGGGUUACUUGCUCUGAAGAUGGUGGCCACAGUGUUCCUGUUGCUGCAGGUGCUGGUGAUACUAAUAUCUGUGGGGGAAUAAUUCAGUUAUACUGGGAUAACAUCUUGGGAAGAUGUUUAGAUGUGAAUGAACAGGUCCGCCAAUCUGCUGUGAAGAUUGUGGAAAUUGUGUUACGUCAAGGUCUAGUUCAUCCUAUUACUUGUGUCCCAUACCUCAUUGCCCUUGAAACAGAUCCUCAGGAGGCAAACUCAAAGCUGGCUCAUCAGCUGCUGAUGAAUAUGAAUGAAAAGUAUCCAGCAUUUUUUGAAAGCCGUUUGGGAGAUGGCCUUCAGAUGUCCUUUAUUUUCAUCACAUCCAUGGCUGGAAGUUCUGAGAAUUCAAACAAAAAAUUUCAAUUCAAGGAACCAGAUAGUAUGAAAGGGAAAUUUGAUGCUGGCUCUUUUACUCAUGCAAGGUUUGGUGUUUCUCGAAUCUAUAAGCUGAUCCGUGGUAAUCGUGUUUCAAGGAACAAAUUUAUGUCAUCUGUAGUGCGCAAAUUUGAUAUUCCAAGCUGCAACCAUUCAGUCAUUCCUUUUUUGAUGUACUGCACAGAAAUCCUGGCUUUACUCCCUUUCACAUUACCUGAUGAGCCUCUUUACUUGAUAUAUGCUAUAAAUCGAGUUAUGCAAGUUAGAGCUGGGAUAAUUGAAGCAAAUAUGAAAGCCUUCUUGCAUUCAUUACCUGAAGAUGCAAAGAUGCUUUAUGGUAAUGGAAUAACUCAGCAGGGGGUACCUUUUCAACCUGUUUCCAGUCCUAUGAUAUCUGUGGAUCUUAAUGGAAAACUUAAGGAAGAGUCAGCUGAUCAGCAUGUUUAUAAUCAGUCUGCAUCAGUGGAUCUAGAUUUGCACCCUAGGGCUUCAUGGAAUUCAUGUGGCAUAUCUGAAGAUGAUUUUCGGAGAAUCCAGGUUGACUGUCUUGCAGCUACUGCAUUGCGACUACUUUUAAAGCUAAAGAGGCACCUAAAGAUUGUGUAUGGUCUAAAUGACAGACGGUGUCAGGAGUUCUCUCCAAAUGAACCCAUAAAACCAGGGGAGGUUCUGUUGAAGCAGAACAUUCCCUUUAACAUUAGUGACAUGCAGAUUGAGCUGCCCACAACUUAUCAAGAAGUGUUGCAAAGUUAUCAGGAAUUCAAGAUUGCUUUAAAGGAGGACACUGUAGACUACUCAACCUACACUGCAAACAUCAAGAGGCGGCGACCUCCUUCUAGGAGAGGGGGGAAGUCCAACCGAAUGGCAGGCAGUGAUGACGAAGAUGAUGUCUGGGGAAGUGGGGUCCAGAGGGUAAAUAACAGUGGCAGGAAAAACAGCAGUAGCAGAGGUAGGUAAUGCACCUAGUUGUAAAUACAUUACAGGUGCGGAGCUAAAAUGUAUAUUAUUUAGGAUUGGAAGGGGAAAAAAAAAAAAAAAAGGGAAAUGAAAAGGAGGUAGAAAUGACAACAAAGUAGGGGGGAGAAUGCCCUAACCCCAGAAUGUGGAUGUAAAGCAGAUCCGCCAGAUUUCAGCAGGAGAUGCUGGCGGAGGAGCAAAUAUCUGUAAUCGAUUCGGUUUCGUAAAUCCUUUUUGGAAGUCCAUGUAAUUUGGUUAGGUAAAUAGUAAAUCGUGCCCCCAUUUUUGUCCAGAAAUUAAUCCUUUCUUUUAAUAUGUUAACGCUUUAUACC